CCUCUCCAAUUUUUUUUUCUUCUCUCCCUCUCUCUCUCCUCAAGCCCCCAGUGUGUUUUAACCGUGUACAAGUGUGUGUGUUAUGUCAACGUAACCUGCGGCAGCACUGCCGCCUCUUUAGUAAUUAACCAAACAAAAUGGACACCAAGAUAACGAUUAAACGAAUGCCCGUGAGAUUUUUUUAAAUGGAAUAUACGGCAGAAUGGAUUCACGAUAAAUAACUUGCGCUCGAAUCCUUUUAAUCUGAAAACGAAUUCGUUUGGGAUUUAAAGUCUCUGUUGGUCGGAACGGUUCAACGUCUUUGUACUUUACUUGUAUUUUACACAACAACGAGAGGUACCCGAGACACUCGUGUGCAAAGAAAGGAAAAGAGAGAGACGUGAAAUGGGGAAAAAAAAAAGGAGGAGAUGAGAGAGAGAUGAGAGAGAGUGAGACAUCGGGCAACGGGAGAAUCACAGGACGCUAUUGGUUAAUCAAGUAUCCUGCGGCUCAAUGCUGCUUUAUAAGACUAUUCACCCAAAAGAAUCAAUGAUGGGUACGCCAGUGACAAUACAAAGAAUCGUGAAAUAUCCUCUUGAGCCUGAGAUGGAGGCGAAGAGUCGUGAAGCGUAAUAGAGACAUGGACUCGUACGAUCUAUUUGGAGAAGAUGUCAGUGGCUCGAUGCUCGAUGCGCUACCUGAUCUUGGGGGAAAUGAUCAUUUUGAUCCGUCGGGUGCUACAAAUACUGGUGUAGCAAGAGAUGGGGCUAAUACAGGUCCCAACGGUGGUGGGAGUUACAUUAAUCCGCCCUACAGUAUUUCACAAGAAUCUCCAUUACAAAAAUUAACAUCAUUCGGUGGUGGUGAACAAUUUGGCAGUGGUAAUCAAUUACAAAGUACAGGUGGACAAAGAGCCAUGUUUAAUCAGAAUUUGGGUAAUUUUGAUGGUGGUGCUCCACAGAGGGCAAUGGUACCAGGUACAUUUGCUAAUCAAGUUAGAGGUAUGGGGCCACAGCACAGAGCUCCACAUCCUCAAAAUCCAAAUCAAUAUCCUGGUUAUUCAGACAAUAUGUAUUCAAUGGAGCAACAGCAUCCAAUGGCACGUGGCAAUAUUAGUAUGGAUCCUAAUAUGCAGGGUUGGCCAAGUGCUGGUGGUACUUAUUCACAAAUGCAGAGGCAUUAUAAUCAGAUGGCACCACAGCCAGCUGCUUAUAGACAGCAUAUACCCCAGUAUUCACAUCAGCAGGAUCAAGCAAAUAUUAAUCAAAAAAUCCAACAACAACAGCAACAACAACAACAGCAUUUCAAUGCACAGCAGGGAAUGCUGAGUAGUAUGGGUGUACCACAUCAGGCUAUGCAGCCUGGUGGUACAGCUGGUGUUUAUCAACACAUGGUAGGGCAACAACAGCACUAUCAACAGAGUAAUCCAGCUCUUUAUCAAGCGGCUAGUGGUUACUCAGGGUUUACAAUGCAUCAGCAACAACAAGCCCAACAACAAGCUCAGGCUCAACAACAACCACAACGAAUGCCACAUCAUCAUCCGUCCCAUGCGACACAUCAAACUCAUCCGUCGCAUCCACAAUAUCCUCAGCAUCCUCAGCAUCCUGUGAGUCAAGCUAGUAUGGAGACACAGCCACAGUAUCCUCAUCAUACAGCCCCGAUGUUCAAUCAGCCCCAGCUUCAACAUCCAGGCGGUCAUCCAGGCCCCCAAAUACCCCCUCAACAUCCACCCCAACUUCCUCCACAGCAUCCACCACAACAUCCUCCUCAACAUCCACCCCAGCAUCCUCCACAGCAUCCAGGUCAACAGCAUCCUGGUCCACAACAUGCUGGACAAACUGGACAAUUUGGCCCAACAAAAUUGGCAACAAGUCCCCAAUAUAGAGCUGCAUUUCCACAAUUAUCACCUCAAAUGUCACCAAGACCACAAAUGUCACCUAGACCACCAGCUGUACAACAACAAAUGUCACCAAGACCGAUAAUGUCACCAGCAAAACCAACAACAUUGUCUCCUCAUCCACAUGUACAAAUGCCUCAUCAACAGGCAGGUCCUCCAAAUGCUGUAUCAGUAUCUCCAUGCCCACCAUCAAUGACAAUGCCAACAUCAACCCAACAAACGACCCUUCAAGCACUGGAGCAAAUGGUGAUACCUGGUGUACCAAAUUCAAAUGUACCAGGCAGUGAUUAUCCUCAAUUUCAAUCGAGACCACCUAUACCACAUCCAUCGAGUAUAAUGCCACAACAGAACGCACAAAAUUCAAUGCCACCUGUGACAGGUCCGCGAAUGCCUAUGCCAUCGCAGUGGCCACAUCAGCAGACCCAACAGCCACCACAGCAACAACCAUCACAACAGCCACCACAGCAGCAGCAACCGCCGCAACCCCAGCAGCCACCGCAGCAACCCCAACAGCAAUCAGUAGCACCAACUCAACAGCAACCAUCCCAGCCCCAUCAGGCACCACCUCCACCCCAGCCCCAGACAAGGCCAGCCAUGGGAAUCGACCGAAUGAUGGAGCAACAGCCCUCAGAGUCAAUGUUCCCCGUGAAUGGUAAUGACAAUAUUCAUGGUGUUGUUGAGACAACGACACGUGAUGAUAAUCCAAGUAUAAAUCAAUCACAAUCACCUGACACUGUUGAACCUGUAAAACAAUCACCAGAAUUGCUCACACAGGAGCCAGUGUUAAAUACCUCACAGUUAAACCUUCCCAUUGAUCAACCACAAACAGUUAAACCGUCAAUUGAACCAGUACAAUCAUUACCAGCGUCCAGUACAAGUGGAAAUGUUGAGUGUAGUACACCAUCACCACUGAUGCAAUCUCAGGUGGAGGUGGCACCAGCUGUCUCCACUGACAACGAAGCAUCGGACAAGGUCAACGAACAAUCAUCCGAGGUCAAUACUUCCCAGCAUUCAGUCGGCCCAAGUAUACCUCAGUUCCAUGAUAAUCAGGCUCACAUGGCCCAAGUGGCACCAGUGAGUCAGUCUCAGAUAAAUCAAUCACAAACCCUGAGCCAGUCUCAGCCCCAAAUACCUCAGCAACCUUCGCAAACUCAGGGACAACAGGCCCAGCUGCCACAGACCCCACCGAUGUCCCAGCCCCAGUCUCAAAUUCAGCAGCAGUCUCCAAUGAGCCAAUCCCAGCCACAAAUUACCCAACCUCCAGUGAGCCAGUCUCCCCAGCAAUCGACACAGCCACAAAUACCCCAGCCCCAGACUCAGAUGACAGCCCAGCCUCAGCCACAGACACAAUCACCCCUGAUGUCAAGUCAACCUCCAUCUCACAUGAAUCAAGUCAACAUGAUACCUACCAGCAACUCAAUGAUUCCCCAGAUGCCACCGAUCUCCACUCAAAUAACUCAGGCAAAUUCUGUGACACCAGCUCACAUAACCCCACAACAAUUGCCAGGUGGUCCACUUCCCCCUCAUCAAACAGCUGUUCCAAUAACUAAUAAUCAGCCACCACCACCUCACACGAUGCAACCUUGUGGUUUCGGUGAAUAUACAAAUAUCCAGAAGCCGAUCUAUCAGAGUGACAUGAUCGCGGGCUCUGGACAGCAGUAUCACGGUACCGAUAUAAUUCCAGGUAGUAUGCCAAAUAUGUACGGUAUGUCAACACCCAGUGGUGCCUUCAACAAUGCUCAUGCACCAGUCACUCAUCAUCAGGAGCGUGCAGCACUCCAGCAGCAGCUCCAGGAGUUGUUCUGUAUGCCUCCAGCUCAGGAGAAUCAGGAAAAAAUUGUUGCCCUCCAGGAGAAACUCCAAGCACUCCAACAGCACGAGACCAAUGAUCAGUGUAAUGGGGGUCCUGGGUGUAUUCUGACAACUCCAAUGUUCCUAUCAACAGUUGUUGACAGCCCCCAGGUGUCCAGUACAACUGGCAGAGGGAGGAGUAAAGGUGCUCCAAGAGCGAAGAAGAAUCGUAAGAAGGCUGAUAAAGAGGCAGCAGCGCCUAUAACGAGUCAACCGGUACCAGCACCUGAACAACCAGUCUCGGAGAAUCUAGUCACACCUGGCGACAGUAGUAUCGCUGACAGUGUUGCUGAUUCCGAGGACAAUAAACCGUCUUCCGGGGAUCAUGAGGAGGAAUGGAAUAAAACGAGAAAGUCUAGGGUACCGAGAAAACCGAGAAAACCGAAGGAGCCAAAGGAACCUAAAGAAACUAAAAUAAAGAAGGAAAAGGUACCGAAGGAGGCGAAAUCACCCAAAGGCAGAAAGAAGAAGGAUAAGGAGGGACGAGAGAGCUCUAAACGAGGGAGGAAGAAGGUCAUUGUAUCUGAUUCAGCUGAUGAAGAAGUUGGUGAAGAUCACGAGGAUGUGUCGGAGUCUGUGGCUGUGCAGGACGCAGACGUUAAGUCCAGUGAGCCUCCAAUCCAGGAUGAUCAGGAGCACGUAGAUUCGUCGACGACUGAACCGAUUCAAACCGACACCAAGGAGGAGGGGGAUGACAAAGGGGAUAAUGAGGAAGCAGCUGACGAGGACGAGAAGAAGGAGGAAGUGAGGGAGGCUGCAGCUGUUGAAACAGCAACACCUGCCAAGAAGAAGUCAUCGCGUAAACGAUCUGUAGGCGGCAAGGGCACGUCAUCGAGAACGCCGAGGGCUUCGAAGAAACGAAAGAGCAGAAUUGCUCCUGAUUCUGAUGGCGAGGAACUUGCAACCACUCCGCCACCUUCACCAGAAGCCGAUGACACUAAUAAACGCAGGUCGUCUCGUAAUACCCAUAGAAAGAAAUACGUUGAUGAUGUCAUGCUGAGGUUCUCGGAUGAGGAAAUGCCAGCACCAGAUGCUAAGAAGUCUGAUGGUUCUGCAGCUAAACCUACUUCGACAAAACGCGAGAAUGAAGGUGGCGAUGUGGGUCCUAACAAACCAAACUUUGUGUAUAUAAAUACUACUGACGAAGACUCGAUGGUUGUGCAGCACAUUCUCUGCAUGAGGAUGGGUAAGAGAGAGGUUAAGCCAAUAGUUGUUGCUGAAGUGAAGCCUGAAGAGGGUAAUAAAGAGAAGAGUGAGGAGAAUAAGGAAGAAACUGACAAUGCUGAGGCUGAGAAGAAGGCGGAGGAUCCUGAGAAGGGAGAACAUGGCGAUGAAAAGCCAGAGGGCGAGGAGGAGGAUGAGGAUAAAGAAGCUAAAGCUGAAGCUGAAGAAAAAACAGAGAAGGGGACAGAGGAAGACGACAAUCAACCUAAGAAAACCGAAGACGAGGAUACGGAAAAGAACGAGGACAAGAAGCUCGAUGAUGACAAACCCAAGGCUGAUGAAACAGAGCCGCAGGAGCCUGAGAGCACAGCGACAGAACCUCAAGAGGAAGUGAAACCCCAGAUCAUUGAGGUUGAGGAGUACCUCGUGAAGUACAGGAAUUUUUCGUACCUCCACUGUGAAUGGAGAACAGAGGAGGAACUGUACAAAGGUGACAAGAGAAUUCAAGCGAAACUGAAGAGAUUUAAGCAGAAGCUUCAACAGAGCACCAACAUCUUCGAGAACACUGAGGAUGAUCCAUUCAAUCCUGACUUUGUCGAAGUUGAUCGAGUCCUGGAUGAAGCCACUCACACAGAUCCAACGACAGGUGAGACAGUCAGGCAUUACCUGGUGAAAUGGCGAUCGUUGCAGUAUGAGGACUCCACCUGGGAGCUCGAAGAGGAUGUGGACUCGGAGAAGAUUGCUCAGUUCAGGAAGUUCAAUAAGCUACCUUCCAAGGACCAGUGGAAACCGAAGAAAAAGCCUGUCGCUGCUCAGUGGCAGAAACUGGACGAGUCUCCAAUUUAUAAAUCAGGAAACAGUCUGAGGCCUUAUCAACUUGAGGGGUUGAACUGGUUGUUGUUCUCAUGGUACAACGGCCACAACUGUAUCCUGGCUGAUGAGAUGGGUUUGGGAAAGACUAUUCAGUCGUUAACCUUUGUGGAUGCUGUCUAUAAAUAUGGUAUACGUGGACCUUUCCUGAUAAUUGCUCCACUGUCAACCAUUCCCAACUGGCAGAGGGAGUUCGAGGGCUGGACUGAUAUGAAUGUCGUUGUCUAUCAUGGAUCCGCAGCUAGUCGUACGAUGCUACAGGAGUACGAGGUGUAUUACAAGAACGACAAGGGGAAUCAGAUCAAGGACCUCAUAAAGUUCAACGUUUUGAUCACAACAUUUGAGAUCAUCAUCACUGAUUUUAAUGAACUGAAGGGUUACAACUGGCGUCUCUGUGUGAUUGACGAGGCUCACAGACUGAAGAACAGAAACUGCAAGCUCCUGGAGGGACUCAGGCAGCUGAGCCUUGAGCACAGGGUACUACUGUCUGGUACUCCACUCCAGAACAACGUAAAUGAACUUUUUUCACUUCUCAAUUUCCUGGAGCCCAAUCAGUUCGCAAGCAACGAGGCCUUUUUGAAGGAAUUCGGUAACUUGAGUAGUGAGGGUGAAGUUAAUAAACUUCAACUCCUGCUCAAGCCCAUGAUGCUGAGGAGGCUGAAGGAGGACGUGGAGAAGUCACUUGCGCCCAAAGAAGAGACUGUCGUCGAGGUUGAACUCACCAAUAUUCAGAAAAAGUAUUACAGGGGAAUUCUCGAACGAAAUUUUUCAUUUCUUGCGAAAGGUACUACCUCAGCUAACAUUCCCAAUCUCAUGAACACAAUGAUGGAGUUGAGAAAGUGCUGUAUACAUCCAUUCUUGCUGAAUGGGGCUGAGGACCAGAUACAGCUGGACUACAAGACUGGAGAGAAAGAGGAUUCUGAUGCCUAUUACCACGCUUUGGUCAACAGUUCUGGUAAAAUGGUGCUCGUUGAUAAAUUACUACCCAAACUAAAGGCUGGUGGACACAGGGUACUAGUGUUCAGUCAGAUGGUGAAGUGUCUGGACCUUCUAGAGGAUUAUCUGGUCUACAAGAAGUAUCCCUACGAGAGGAUCGACGGCAGAAUUAGAGGAAAUUUGAGACAAGCUGCUAUUGACAGGUAUAGCAAACCUGACUCAGACAGAUUUGUCUUUCUCCUUUGCACCAAGGCCGGUGGUCUUGGUAUCAAUCUGACAGCUGCUGACACUGUCAUCAUUUACGACAGCGAUUGGAAUCCUCAGAAUGACUUGCAGGCACAAGCCAGGUGCCACAGAAUUGGACAGCAGAAGAUGGUAAAGGUCUAUCGUCUUCUCUGUCGAAAUACUUAUGAACGAGAGAUGUUCGAUAAGGCAUCGAUGAAGCUGGGCCUUGACAAGGCCAUCCUUCAGUCUAUGAACACAGCCCAGGGGUCUGGUGGUAAGGAUCCGGGGAAUAAACAACUGACGAAGAAGGAGAUCGAGGAUUUACUGAAGAAGGGGGCUUAUGGGGCCAUCAUGGAUGAUGACACUGCUGGGGAUAAAUUUUGUGAGGAGGAUAUCGAUCAGAUUCUUGAGCGAAGGACUCAGGUCAUCACUAUCGAGGCAGAGAAGGGCUCAACUUUCUCCAAGGCUAGCUUUGCCUGUGCCUCCAAUCGAUCUGAUAUCAAUAUUGAUGAUCCUGACUUCUGGAACAAGUGGGCGAAGAAAGCUGAGAUUGAUACAACUGAGAAGAAGGAGGAGGAGGAUCUCGUUAUCUCGGAACCCAGGAGAAGGACACAGAUUAAACGAUAUGGACAUGAUGAAUCUGUUGUUGAUAUGUCCGAACUUGAUAGCUCUGAUGACAGCGAUGACGAUGGGGGAUUAACAGGUAGAGGGAAAAAAAGGCGAGAUAAAUUUGGAAAGAAGAAGAAAUACUGUGACGAGUAUGUGCCAAGAGAGGGUGAAGUUGUGUACGGUAGCUGGGCGAGAAGUGAGUGCUUCAAAGUCGAGCGUGGAUUACUGACAUUUGGCUGGGGACGUUGGGAGGAAAUUCUUCAGCACAGCCAACUACGACGUGGCUGGCGUGAAAUUGAUAUCGAGGAUUGUGCUCGUGUCAUUCUCCUAUACUGCCUACGUUAUUACCGGGGUGAUGAGAAAAUUCGUAGCUUUAUAUGGGAUUUGAUAACACCUCUGGAGAAUGGGGAGAAGGUGAAGACCAUUACGAUUAAUCAGGCGAAUAGGAACAGCAGAAAUAAGAAGAAGAAUUGUCGGGUGAGAGAGGGUACGAGGGAGACGAGGGGUUCAACUAUCAAUGGGGGACCCAGUGAUCCCAAUCAUUGGAGUCAUGCCGAGAAGUACGAUGGUGACAUCUUCCUCGAGAGCACCUACAGAAAACAUCUCAGCAGACAUGCAACCAAGGUACUUUUACGAGUCCGUAUGCUGUACUACAUCAAGCACGAGAUAAUUGGUGACCUGGUGCAGCACAUAUCGGACGGUGUACACGUGAGUGCGUUGCGGAUAGAUCCUCCUCAGUUACCGGAACGACCAACGAAAUGGUGGGACGCUAUGGCUGACAAGUCACUAAUUGUUGGCUGCUACAAACAUGGAUACGAGAAUUACGACCAGAUGAGGGCCGAUCCCACGCUUUCUUUCAUUUCAAGCUGCCCUCUCCCUUCCCAGACACAGACCAACCAAACAGAACAACCAAAGGAGGACAGUAUUGAUCAGGAGAUAGAAGAUGGUGAGUCUUCGGGGACCCAGAAAGAUGGCAAGGAUGUUGAUAAAUUCGGCAGGGAGACACCAGCUGAUUCGCCAGCGAUAUCUAGCAAGGCAGACACUCCAGUUCCAGAGGCUAGUAGUAGCCACGAUGGGACUGAGAUACUCCUUGACGAUGAUAAGACGUGGCCGUCAGUGGUUGAUCUCAAUACCCGACUACGAAGAGUCAUCUCUUCUUAUCAAAGGACUGUUGGUAAGAAGGAGGAGAUCAACAAGACUCUACCCAAGGGGAUGAAGCCAGCUAUGGAGAUCGAGAUGACCAAUCAGGCUGGAACAAAUACUGGAGAUAAUCCACUCACUGCACAGGGAUGGGAUCUUCAGCAGCUGGCUAUGUAUCUCUUGAAAAUGGAAAGGCGAGAGAAAAUGGAGCAAUUGGUGAAGGAGCGCGAGCGCUCUCGUGUUGAGGAGCAGAAGGCCAAGUGGACCCGUAGAGAAGAAAGUGAGUUUCUUCGUGUGGUCUCUACAUACGGUGUUAAUUAUGAUCGUAAAAAAGCUCAGUAUGACUGGACGAAAUUCAAGAGCCUAGCCAGGUUCGACAAAAAGUCGGACGCUGAUCUGACUGACUACUACAUGUCCUUCCGUGCUAUGUGCAAGAAGGCUUGUAACUCCAAAGCAGCUGAGGAGGAAGGUGUGUUCCACAUUCCAAUCGACCAGUUGAGCCCAAGCAGAGCGAGACAAAUUCUGGAUCGUGUGGAUCUUUUGAGUAAAAUUCGUGAGGAGAUUUUGUCUCACCCGCACCUGGAGGAAAGGCUAUCCCUGUGCCAGCCUUCAGGAGACACUCCAGACUGGUGGGUGCCAGGUAGACAUGACAAAGAGCUGCUUCUGGGGGCAGCCAAACACGGCCUGGGUCGCACUGACAUAACAAUCCUCAACGAUCCUGAUUUUUCCUUUCACAAAAUACUCGGUAAAAGUAUUUUCGGUGGUAUUCCACCGGCGAAGGCAGCAGCAGCCUUCGACAAAUCCGAGAAAGCCAUUAAAAUCGAGAACCGCGAUGACAUUUUGAAGUUCGAUAAGGACGAGAUUUUAGUGAAGUUGGAGAAGGGAGAGGGCACCCUGAAGAUCGAGAAAGUGGGUUUCAAACGAGACAGUUCCCUUCCACCGUCUGAUAAAAAGCCCGAAGUCCCGGAGAAGGGGAGAGUUGAGCUAACAAUCGUCAAGGCCGAGACUAAAAUUGAGGAGAAGAUCCCCAAGAGUGGAUUGACCAUCACGAGUGUAUCAGCAAAGUCUCCUGAAGCUGCUAAAAGCUCAGAAGUCCCUGCAGAAGUUGUUAAACCGACUGAAGAGACUCCUGAGCCCGCACAAGAUCAAGAUAAAUCAGUUGACAGUGAUGAGAAGAGACCGGAGCCCAAAGUCACUGAUUCAGGAGGUGAAAAAGCGCCUGAGGAUGCUGAUAAAUCUGAAGAUAAGCCUGAGAAAUCUGAGGAGCAGGAAGCCGAAAGAUCUGAAGGUGAGUGUAAAACGGUGGAAGCUGAGGUUAAGGAAAAUGAAAAAGUCGAGACAGAGCCGUAUCCUGAAGAAGAAAAAAGUAAAUCUGAUGAGGGAUCAUCAAAAGAGCCAUCUGAAACUUCCGAAGAACCAAAAUCCUCGGAGGAACCUCCCUCAGACUUGCCGACGUCUGAGGAAGGUGAGAAGACCUCUUCAGAGGUCGAGAAAGCUGAAGUUACUGAGAACAUGGAGGUGGAGACUGCCGAGAUUGCAGGCUCCCCUUCAAAAGCCCAAUCAGAAGAGAGUCCCGAUAACCCUCAGGUAGGGAAACCAUCAGAAGAUUCAAAAAUGGAGGUGGAGGAAUCCCUAGAGGCCUCUAAACCCUCAGAAAAUCCAGAAGAAACUCCGUCAAAGAGCUCAGAUUCACCCCCAACUAAUGCAGAACCCUCAGUUGAAGAGAAGUCAACAGAGGCUGAUGAGAAAUCCCUGGAGAAGUCUGUAGAGAAGCCCGACAGGACCUCGCAGACUUCUCCAGCUGUUGAAGCAAAGCCAGAGGAGUCAAUCUCAGUAAAAGAGGAACAGCACGAGAUAUCCGAGGAAAAAAUCGAAAAAGAAGCUGGAAAAAUUCCAAAAAUCGAGGACAAGGGAAGCAUCCAAGCAGCUGAGCUCAAGGCAAUGUUCCCAGACCUCGAGGUUAUCCAGCCCCUGUCUCGAUUAACUCAGAUCGAUACAUUCGUUCUCAGAGAUAAGUCAGACUAUCCAGAGCCAACAAUGCCCCCUCUGCUCUCUCAUAACUACCCAUCAUCAGUGAAAUGGCCAAAAGAACAUGCUGUUGAGGCCAGACUAAUGCACAUUGUCCACGCUAUUGAGCACAAAGAGUGGCCAGUGGCUAUGAACUUCACAGCUGGUGAUGAGGUAGAGAUAAUACCAACCGAAAAAGACAACUCAGAGGUUAUCACAAUCACGACUGAUCACGGUGUGUCUAGGGCUCUGGCAGCCACCACCAACAAUCUGUCCUCUAAAAAACGAAAGAGACACAUUGCCAUUGAUGUUGAAACUGAGAGGGCAAAAUUGCAUGCUUUGCUGAAUAGUAGCCACAUGGCCCAGCCCCCUCAGGCCCUCAGCAAGCCCUCAGUACUGUCAGGCUCUUGGGAUUUAACCGAGGAAUCGCAGUCAGAGGACUCGAGACGAUCAACACCUCAGCCACCACCUGCCCAUCAACAGACGAGAAAUCCAGCUCCAUUUGAUCUGAAGUACACAGUCCCUGGCAAGACAACGAUUAUUCCAGGUACCUCCAGUACAUUAACACCAAUAGAUCUCUCAGCUGGCUACAUGAAGACCACCAAUGAGCCUAAUAAGGACAUCAUGAACGAGGUGCAAGACUUUUCCAUGCCCAGCAAGAACAAACAGCCGAGUAGUAACAAGGGUAAACUGGACAGUAUGCUGGAUAAACUCAUGAAGAGGAAGAAUGUACCCAUUGACGAGCCAGUAAUUGGUAAAGAGAAAAAACGUAGAAAAUUGGAUGAGAUAGUGCUUGGUCUGAGUGCAGCCAAAGAGCAACAGGGCAGCCACUUCCCAGAACACAACAAGAAGAGUACAAUAACUCCAAAUGUGACAGUGACUCCGACAUCAGCCCCAAUAGGGCUUCCAACACCACCAGCACCAGCUCAAAAGCCAUUCUCAAUAACAGUGACAUCAAUACCAUCGUCACGUGCAUCAUCGUCGAGCCAUCAACAACCACCUCCAUCCCUUCAUUCACACAAAGACAGUUUUUCAGCGCUGCUGGCGCAGGCUGAACAGCAGAAUCGCGAUUUGAAGAAGCAACAGCAGCUUCAUCAGGCCCACACUAGCCAGUCUAAUCAGCAGUUGCAACAACAGCUGCAGCAGCAACAGCAGGCAUUCAAUUCUGCCCACAUGUCAUCGGGCGGUCAUCGAAAGAGUUACGAAGCGAUGAUUGCUGAUAUUAAUAAGGUGGCUGAAUACUCAACAAAAAUAGGGAGUUAUUCACACGAGGCAAAAGUCAAUAAGUGGCUUGCUGAACAAACAGCAAUGUCUGAUCAAUUGUCAGCUGAAUAUUUAAAUGCACCAAGACGACGUCGUCCGCGUGUUGAUCCAUCCCUCCUUGACUGGAAGAAGCUAACUGGUGAAGAGAAUGUUGCUGUGAUUAACCGUUUAACUGGUAAGAAAGUAACUGGCAGUAAAGCACCACAAUUGAAACGUCUUGGCCAGUGGUUAAUGGAGAAUCCCAUGUUCGAUGUAGAUCCAAAGUGGGCUGAAUUGGUGAAGGAACGUGGCAACUUACCACACGAUUUGCAGAAGAGACUGCCAGGACAAGAGAGAAGCAGUAGUAAAGGUAAAACACCGGGUAGGCCACCAAUGAUGCCCAGCCCGACCAGCCAACAGCAAACCAGUCAAAAUUUAGCAGCAACAUCAAUGGCAUCACAACUCAAUUUCCCAGGUCUUGGUAAUCUUAAUAAUUCAUUAUUAUCAGGGUUAUCGUUGGGUAAUUUUGAUCCAAAGAAUAAUCCACUGUUGAUGCCAUUCGGUGGAUUACCUAAUUUGGGAGCACUUGGGGGUCUUGGUAAUUUGGGUAAUCUCAGUAAUAUGAGUUUAACCAAUUCACUUUUUGCCAAUCUUGCUGGUCUUGGUUUACCAUCACUGGCUGGUAUGGAGGCACUUAGUGCAUCAGCAGCAACAAGUUCUGCUGAUACUAAUGUUGUUAAUUCGUCGAGUAAAACGACUACAACGAGCACCAGUAGUUCUAGUAAAUCAAGGUCUAAACAGAUGGAACCACCAACAUCAAAGUCAUCAGUACCAUCGACAUCGUCAAAUUCAUUACCCACUACUUCACCAUUCCCAUUUUUCUUCCCGAAUCCAAGUUUACUUUAUACACCACUUGGUCUUGGUGGAUUGAAUCCAUUUUCAAUGCAACCUGGUGGUGUAUCAUCGGCUUAUGAGAGUCUGGCACAGUGUGGACUGUUGAAUCCCCCCACAUCAACUGCCUCGACCUCCAGGAAGUCUACAUCCUCCACCAGCAGCAGUUCGAGACGAGAGUCCACUGCUGACAUGUUAAAACGUAAGGAUGCUGAAAAAAAAUCGUCCAGCGCUGCCUCCAGGUAUCAGAUGGACUCCUCCCUAGCGUUGCAGGCAUAUACAGACGCCAUUCAUGCUGAGGAGAGGAGGAGAAGUGAAGCUGAGAAGAAGGAGGCCCUCGAGCACAGUGACAUUGCUGAUCUUUCAGCGAGAAUGGAACGAAAGAGCAAAGAGCAGGAGAUGAAAGAGGCACUGGAACAAUUGAGUAGAACCAGUGCUGAAUUAUUUACCCGAACCAUUGAGGAUACCCAGAGACCCCAAAAAAGAAGUAGAACUUCUGAGCCUGUCCAGGAGACAGCAGUACCAGCUUCCCUCGAGGUCACUCUAGAACCUGUGAUGAAGAAGAGUCGAGUGGAGCCAGAGCAAAAGCCACCUUCCACGUCGUCCUUCAGUGACCUUGUUGAAGAGUCCCCAACUAAGACAACUAAAUCCCAUACACCAUCAUCAACACCAGCAUCAACACCUCAACCAACACCUGCAUCAACCCCCACACCAAUGACACCAGCACCCAGACAGACUACACCGCAACCCCAGGAGGAGUCCAAUACUUCACUGAAUACAUCAUUAAAUACUUCAUCAAAUAGUAAUAAAGAGUCAGUGGAGUCUCAUUCUGAGGAGAUCAAGGAGCCGUCCUCGACAAAUUCAAAAGUAGAGAGCACAAAGUCAAGUAUUGAACAUGAAGAGGAGGCAAAGGCCAAGUCAGCUGGUAAAAAAUCAAGGGGUGCUAAACGAGUGACUGUUGAACCACCUGUUGAGAGAAAAAAUUUGAGGUCAAGUGCUGGUAGACAAGCGAGAGCUGCGGCUGAAAGACAGGCCAGAAUGGAGGGUGAACAGCUGGCACAGCAGGCGGCUGAAGAGGCCCAAUCCAAUGAGUGAGGAAGGUCUUCACGACGCAAGAGAAAUGGGUGAUGAAAAAACAAUUUCAUAAGGUGGAAAGUGAAAUCGAAUCAUCCAGUCUUUUGACGUCAUUAAAUUAUUUGAAUAAAUCAAUUGAGUAAAAUGACUUUACAAAAUAAAACUGAAAUGAUAUUCAAGUGAAAAUAAUGAUGACACACCGAGGACUACGUGUUCGUGUAGUGAAUUUUUAAUAACAAAUUGGAUAUUAACGAGAUGAUCGCUGGAACACAUGUGUUUUUUUUUUGUGGGAAACAAACAAUUGUGUGAUAACAGCGAGAGAUUGAUUAAAUACAACGCAAUAGUAUUUUGUGGUAUAAUACAUUGUGUGGUAAUUCCUAACGAUUAGUAAUUGAAGUAAUUAGGGUUAAAGUGAGGAUAUAAUUUUUGUUAAAUUUAUUAUUCUGUAAUGAUUAUGAUUUUUUUUUCUCCUUAUCAACUUUUUAUUUUUGAUCUUAUUGGUUUACUGAGCCAGGGACUGUUUUAUAUACUGCUAUAAACAUGAUUAUAUAUUAUUAUGCAUAAUAAUAUAAUCCAUACGAUGAAAUAUUGAUUAAAGAAUAGUAAUAACUUAAUUAUGAUGAGAAUAAUUCAAUGAUAACGACAGUGAAACGAAAUGAAACUGAUAACUUGUACAUAUUUGCAGUUAAUAAUAAAUAAAAACAACAAUCUGCCUAGUUAUUGUAAACGAUUGAGGGGAAUAUGGAGAUGAUCGUGUACUUGGACAAGUGUAUAUAAUUCAGUGUACUUUUAAUUAUGAGAGAAACAAAUUAGGUGAAAUAAUAAAUGGCUUCUUUUGUUGUUUGCAAGAACGUGAUUAAAUAUUGAAUGAGAACAAUUAUAUUACUUGAA
Messenger RNA from Diachasmimorpha longicaudata, 14776 nucleotides. It is a transcript of the gene Kis, whose product is annotated as kismet. Gene Ontology annotation, biological process: chromatin remodeling; regulation of gene expression. Gene Ontology annotation, cellular component: nucleus; chromatin. NCBI's taxonomy places the organism in Eukaryota, Metazoa, Arthropoda, Insecta, Hymenoptera, Braconidae. Gene Ontology annotation, molecular function: ATP-dependent chromatin remodeler activity; histone binding; ATP hydrolysis activity. Bases 620 to 13906 code for a protein of 4428 amino acids. The transcript has 9 exons. The record is from RefSeq and is a predicted model, not a curated record.